AUGGUUUCCAACUGUAACAAGUUCUACUACGUCGAGAAGGGCACCAACUGCGGCCAAGUGCUCGACAGUCAGAAGAUCAGCCUCGGCGACUUUGCCAAGUGGAAUCCCAGUGUGAAUAACGACUGUUCUGGUCUGUGGGCCGAAGUGAACGUCUGUGUUGGCGUCAUUGGUGGAGGAACCCCCGUCACGACCGCCAAACCGUCGACCACUACAUCCGCAGGAAACGGCAUUCAGACACCUCAGCCAACCCAACCCGGAAUGGUCUCUAACUGCAACAGGUUCUACUACGUGCCUAAGGGUUCUAGCUGCAGCCAAGUGCUCAGCAGCCAGAAGAUCGCCCUCACUGACUUUGCCAAGUGGAACCCUAGUGUGAAUAACGACUGUUCUGGCUUGUGGGCUGAGGUCAAUGUCUGCGUUGGUGUUAUCGGAGGUACCCCGACCACAACUACUACCAAGAAGCCAACCACCACCACCUCUGCCGGAAACGGCAUUCAAACCCCUCAACCUACCCAGCCUGGCAUGGUCUCCAACUGCAGGAAGUUCCACUACGUCUCCAAGGGCGACACUUGCCAGCAGAUCAUCAGCUAUGAGAAGAUCACUCUGGCGAACUUUGUCAAGUGGAACACUGGCGUUGGAUCCAACUGUCAAAGCAUGUGGGCAGAGACCAACGUUUGCGUUGGCGUGUAG
Alternaria arbusti is the source of this 687-nucleotide messenger RNA. RefSeq lists its product as uncharacterized. The transcript has a single exon. Bases 1 to 687 code for a protein of 228 amino acids. The record is from RefSeq and is a predicted model, not a curated record. Lineage: Eukaryota; Fungi; Ascomycota; Dothideomycetes; Pleosporales; Pleosporaceae.